Homarus americanus (American lobster) is the source of this 721-nucleotide messenger RNA. RefSeq lists its product as uncharacterized. The transcript has 5 exons. The record is from RefSeq and is a predicted model, not a curated record. The coding region runs from base 144 to 635 and encodes 163 amino acids. NCBI's taxonomy places the organism in Eukaryota, Metazoa, Arthropoda, Malacostraca, Decapoda, Nephropidae.
UUUAGUUAGUACAUGUGUGUUCCCUAGUGCGUCCACACCUCCCUCACACCAGCACUCUAUUUGGUGCUUCUUCCACACUUCUAUGUACUUGGAUAAGUGGUUGUAAGCGACUUGAGAUUAAGGACAGCACUACAACAGACAAAAUGCGUGGGUUUCUCGUCUACUUCCUUGCCUUGGUAGUUCUUGUGUCCCUGAGUGAAGGUCUCGAGUGCUACACUUGCGUCAGUAAUAUGAACGACUUGACAUGCGUGAACAACCCAUCUGAUGUGGUGAAUGGCUCGCCCAUCACCAACUGUAAACAAGGCGACAAUAUGUGUUGUACCAUCCUUCGGCAGGAGUACCUAGAGGAAAAAGGUAAGGUAAUAUCCUUCUCCCGCUCUUGCCAGAAGGAUUGCCCUAAAAAUGGCUUCCAUAAGCUGCCAGACUCCACUUUCAUGAUCUACCAGACUUACUGUGACACUCCUAAGUGCAACAAAGGACCAGGGAACAAACCCCUUAACGAUGGCGGCGGAGGUGGCGAUGACGAUGGCCACGUGAUUCAUAACAUCCCUGGUAACAGCUGCCCGGCCUCAGCCACAAUCAACUCUGGUCUCCUCUUGACAGCCGCCGCUCAUGCCAUCUUCCCCAGGAACUAAGGGGUUGUUGUCACAUCUGCUUUCUCACGAACAAAGGCCCUGAUGUAAGUCAUUGACCUGUGGCCUGGUGGACUAAUCCCGUAAAA